AUGGAAGAGAUUCUCAGCAUGUUAGACAGAGAGAAAAUGCUGGAAACCAUCCUGAACUUCCCACUGCACCGCAAGCUGAUUGCCGAGGCCGGGAAGAACACAUUGUAUGAAGACCGGGCUAUAGAUGAUCUCGGAAAACUUUAUGAUCCCUGCUUCUUGUUACCUCUCUUCAGUGAGCUGCUCAGACCAGAGCUGAUUGUGGAUUGUGUGAAGUUUGUGGAGGUCAAUGCUUUGGGCCUGAUCCUGGCAGCACUCAGUAGUUACGAUUACAGCAUGCGAGCGGCUGCCAAUUACGUCUUGGGGUCCUUCCUCUCCCAUUUGGAGGCGGCUCGUUUUCGGGAUAAGAUGCAGCUGCAGUAUCUGCUGGAUGUUAUAAAGAAUGGAAUUCGGCAGGAGAAUCUCCGGCUCACAUACUUACUGGCGCUCUAUGGUGCCAGAGCCGCCCAGCUGAUCUUCAGACCUGAGGAACACAUGUACAUAAAGGUUAACCGCUUCCUGCUGUCCCACGAGUACCUGGACCUAAAGAAAGUUCCUGACUUCUAUAGGUUGUUUUACAGUUUUGACAUAGAGCACAAGGUGGAGCGUGAAUGGAUUCUAGGAUUGCUAAGUGAUGGAAUGAGGGACAAGCAUUGCUAUGAGCUCUAUGAUUACCAGAGGAUUUUCAUGGUCAUUAUGGCUUUUUAUAACAGCCCCCUAUGUGAUGAAACAUCUCAGGUUAAGGUUCUGGAAAUUCUUACAAAGGCCUCCAAAGUGCCAAAAGCAGCUUAUGAACUCAUACGGGACCACAGCCUGCUGUCCUGGAUACAGAACAUUCUGGAGAAAAGGUACGUUGAGAAUAAAACACUAGGAAGUGUUAUAACAUUAGUGACCAAUUUAUGGCUAACCAACUUGGGCAACAAAGCGAAGACCAAAUCAAGAGAAGAGAAGAAAAAGCCAGACGGACUGGCAGAACAUGAAAAGCUCCUUCCCAUCCAUUUGGUGAAUGAGAUCUUUGGGGUUUCCAUGGUUCUGCUCAGACACAUCAGAACAAAUUUAGAUGGCCUCCAUCUCCGCCAGUAUUUCCAUACCUUGAGCUCCAUUUUGCAGUACCGUUCACGGGUGUUGGAAGCCUUUAAGAAAAUGGGCAGGUUUGCAGUUAAUGAACAAGCGUUUUCAAGUAAGAAUGCUCUGCUCCUGCUGCACAAGUGGAGCACCAUCGAGAAAGACCUUGAUCUGCAGGAGAGAAUCUGCUCCCUGGCCAAAGAGUACAAAGUCAAAGAACUCAUAAGUACCAUUAAAGAGAAAUUCAGACAGCCAGUCCCUAGGCAUCUAAGGAAGAGAGUUGAGGCUGCACAGCAGGAAAUCCUGGAACAGCAGCAUACGUCCCAUCUAGAGGAGUCCAAGACUUAUGUCAAAUCUAUAUUGAUGUACUGGAAACCCAAUUUACCAAACCAUCCCUACAACCCUACCCAAGAGACAGGAGAAGAUCCAAAUGAGGAAAAAGGGGCCACCGCAGAGGAUGCAAUGCCAGAAAAGAGAACAAAUAGUGGUGCGCUAGUGUGCGCUACUGCCUGUCUGGUAGCCAAGUGGAUAAUAAAAGUAGAAGGUCAAGUUUUACUAAACACGUGUGAUCUCAAACAAUCUCUUAACUGGCUGAAGAGCUGCAUCAUACCCCACUCCCGGGUGGUGCAGGAGCUGCUAAGAGAUGGUGUAUGGCAAAGUACCCUCUAUAAACUAUACUACAGAAUCUGCAGUGACCCGGAUUCUGGCCUAGAACUGCUGAGUAUAGCUAACCGGGUCAUGAUCAACCUCAUUGAGGCUCAAAAUGAGAACGGUGACACUUCUCAAGCUGUGAAGGAUCUCUGUCUGCUCUCUGGCGACCAUUCAAAUGACUCACAGAAAGCUGCCGCCAGUUUCUUGGCAUCUCUGUACAUCGGCGAUAUGUGGCUGGGAGCGAAAUCACCUGUUAUGUUUAACACUUAUGUGAAAAUGGUUUGUAAAGGAGCCGGCAAGGACAGUUCAAGCUCGAAAAUAAAGAGCCCCCGAAAGAAGAGGAAGGAGGACCAGGAGGCCAUGGUGUCCCUCUGUAGAGACAUUUCUGCUGCCAUUCCGAAGAGUUGA
Messenger RNA from Staurois parvus, 2100 nucleotides. NCBI's taxonomy places the organism in Eukaryota, Metazoa, Chordata, Amphibia, Anura, Ranidae. The record is from the annotation of a GenBank genome assembly.